AGGAACAACUUAUUUGAAUAGUCAGUCAGUAUGAAAUCAGAGGAACCGAGCACCACAAUGAAGAAGGCAUUUGAGGGGAUAGGAAAAUCCCCUCACGUCCUCCAGGCUGGGAGUAUUGAGGAAUUCCUACAAAAGAGACAAGAUCCAGUGGAUCAGCAGGCAAGGGAGGGAUCCCUUUCCCUCACACACUGGGAAGCCCAGUGGAAGGAGUUCCUCAGGACAUUGGAGAACCCUCACACUCCAUGGGGAAUCCCUCCCUUGCCAGAGAAACCUUCCCCUUGGGAGGAUGCCAAAGCCUUUCUGGCCUCCUUUGAGCAGGUGGCCGAAGCCUGUCAGUGGCCCCAAGAAGAGUGGGUGACCAGACUUCUGCCAGCCCUCAGUGGAGAAGCUGAGCAGGCCUUCAACAGGUUGCAUGUCAGAGACAGAGAGGAUUAUGGGAAGGUGAAGGCAGCCAUCUUGCAAGGAGAUGCCCUGAGUCGGGAGAAGCAGCGUCAACAGUUCAGGUGUUUCUGUUACCAGGAGGCUGAAGGGCCACGGGGAGCUUACAGUCGACUGCGGAAAAUGUGUCAUGGGUGGCUGAGAGUGGAGGAUCACAGCAAGGAGCAGAUCCUGGAGCUCUUGAUCCUGGAACAACUGCUGAGCAUCCUACCCCCAGAGAUCCAGAGCCUGGUGAGGGAAAACAGCCCUCAGAGCUGCUCCCAGGUGGUAGCCCUGGCUGAGGAGUUCCUUUUGAGGCAGGAGAAACAGGUGCCCUUGGAGAACGCAGCUGGGAAUGUCUGUGAGGCAGUCCAGGCUUUGUCUGAGGGUGAGCAGAUACAGCUCUUGAUGGGCAUCAAGGAAGAGGAGGAUGGAGAGCCCAGCCCACUGGAUGGGCAGGAGAACAAAAGUGACGGGGUAAUCCAGGCAUCAUUGUCAGGAAAAUACAAGAACGGAGGUUUAAAAGGAAGCUUUGGGAAUCCAAAUGGACGAAAGGGUCAGGAAGAAAGAUGCUUGCUGGAGAAGGGGGAUAACCCCAUUCCUUACCAGGCAGGGGGCUUUCAGGAAUUCCAAGGCCAGCAAGAAAAACCACCGCAAAAGAGGAAGAACCUUAGCACACAGCUGAGAAUCCAUACCAGGGAAAACCCAAAAGAGAGCAUGGAGUUUGGGAAGAGCUUCAGUCAGAGCACAAACUUUAUUUCACAUCAGCAGAUUUACCCAGGCAGGAAACCAUACACUUGCACAGUGUGCGGAGAGAGCUUCAGUCGGAGAACGGCUCUUACUUCACAUCAAAGAAUUCACAUGAGGGAAGAGCCCUCGGAAAUUCCAGAGUGUGAAAACAGCUGCAGUGGGAGAUCACACCAACGACAGCAGCAGAUAAUCCACACAGGGGAGAAACUGUAUCAGUGUGUGGAGGCUGAAAAGACGUUCAGCGACUGCAUAAGCCUGACUGUGCAACAAAGAACACACGCAGAAGAGAAACGGUAUAAAUGCCCAGAGUGUGGAAAGAGAUUUCGGUGGGCAUCGCACCUUCGGCAGCAUCACAUAAUCCACACGGAGGAGAAACCGUAUAGAUGCUCAGAGUGCGGGAAGGCCUUCCGCCACCGCAUCAGCCUCACUGUGCAUCAAAGAACACACACGGGGGAGAGGCCUUACAAAUGUUCAGAGUGUGGAAAGACGUUUAGCCAGACCUCAUCCCUCCAGCAACAUCAGAGAACUCACACGGGCGAGAAACCCUAUGAGUGCUCCGAGUGCGAAAAGCGAUACAGCUGUCAGUCCCACCUUCAGCGGCAUCAGAAGAUCCACACAGGUGAGAAACCUUACAAGUGUUUGCUGUGCGGCAAGAAAUUCGGUUUAAGCUCCCAUCUUCGGCGCCACCACAAGAUCCACACAGGGGAGAAACCGUAUCAGUGCUCCGAGUGCGGAAAGAAGUACAUUCAAAUGUCAGACCUUCGGCAGCAUCAAAGAACCCAUGUGCUGCAAACCGCAUAGCUGCUCUGUUUCCAAAAACUGGCCAGCAGCUUCAGGAUGAUUGUGGGAGUUGCAGUGCCAAAAAUGAAGGGAAUUGUAACAUCCUGGCCUGGGUUGUCUCCGGAACAUCUUUCUACUGUUUGCAACAGAAGUGACAA
Heteronotia binoei (common prickly gecko) is the source of this 2105-nucleotide messenger RNA. Its product is annotated as zinc finger protein 436-like. The record is from RefSeq and is a predicted model, not a curated record. The transcript is spliced from 3 exons. Gene Ontology annotation, biological process: regulation of transcription by RNA polymerase II. Gene Ontology annotation, molecular function: DNA-binding transcription activator activity, RNA polymerase II-specific; RNA polymerase II cis-regulatory region sequence-specific DNA binding. NCBI's taxonomy places the organism in Eukaryota, Metazoa, Chordata, Lepidosauria, Squamata, Gekkonidae. Gene Ontology annotation, cellular component: nucleus. Bases 31 to 1968 code for a protein of 645 amino acids.